Sinocyclocheilus grahami is the source of this 3027-nucleotide messenger RNA. RefSeq names its product cdc42 effector protein 1-like. The transcript is spliced from 4 exons. The record is from RefSeq and is a predicted model, not a curated record. Gene Ontology annotation, cellular component: cytoplasm; plasma membrane; cytoskeleton. Lineage: Eukaryota; Metazoa; Chordata; Actinopteri; Cypriniformes; Cyprinidae. Gene Ontology annotation, molecular function: small GTPase binding. Gene Ontology annotation, biological process: positive regulation of actin filament polymerization; Rho protein signal transduction; regulation of cell shape. The coding region runs from base 1134 to 2195 and encodes 353 amino acids.
AUAACACACUGAGAAUAUGGUACUUGUCCAAGUAGUGUUCGAAAUGCCCGCCCCGCGAUUCUCCCCUGACCGAAGGCGACACGAAGCUCCACACUGACCGCUGCCUCUCAAACUGAAGACACCACAAAAGAGAAAAGAUUUAUGGUGGACUGCAGGAUCUUACUAUAUGUGGAGAUAAAUCUCAUUCAUUGCUUUUUGGGGCAAGAUAAACUUGUAUUCAUCAACCCACGAGGACGUUUGUUGAUUUUACAAGAACCCCUUCAAACUGGGACGCCUGAUUGGAAUAAGCCAGCAGGAUUCGGGGGGGGUGAAGGAAGGGAAGAGGGAUUAGGGGCUUAUCCUGGACAUGACCAAACCUUAAGGAGCCUCCGUCAAGCCAUAGGCUACUAUUGCCCAGAUUAUUACAUUUAAUUUAUUGCCUUUUAAAGACCCUUUAUCUCCCCCUGGAGAUUCCUGGCGAGUGGGCCGCUGGAUUUGAGUAUCUUUAAAAACAAAGGAUCAGGAGCAGAGGCCAGUGGGAGUGGAGGAGCAUGAGGAGAGUAUACAUGCAAGGAUAAAGCAACAAGCCUCCAUGCCGCUUUACACUUCAGCAGGGUGCAGGUCAAGGGUUACUGAAUGAACUUGUAUUGGGAAAGCAUGCGAUCACAUUGAUUACACAAGUCUGAUUAAGAGCAUGUGGCAGCAGACUCUCUGGACCUUACUAAAGAAGGAGCACAUGGUUUCAGUCCUAAACCACAUAUCUGCAGUCUGAGCUGAAUUUAUUUCUGAACUGAUUUUUUUUUCAAAAGCACAAACCUAGAACAACUGUGAAGCCCAGAAUCUUUGACCACAUAUGCAGCAGAGGUUUUCAGGAAUUGGAGUCAUGCAUAUUUUCAGCUCACAUUUAUCUUCACAGAAUCUUUCUGGAUAUGAACAAAGACCGAUGGCCAAAACGGGACAUAGCUGAAUGCGUCUGCCUUUUGAGAAACUUUCCACUCAACUGCAGUUGUUAUUCUUCUGAGAUAUUUUGAAGCUUGAAGGGUGAUACGUGUGUAAUUUGCUUUCUUACGUUGUUCUCACAAUUUUUUUUAAACAAAUUUUGUGGAUUUUUUUUUCCGGAUUCUGGAAACUUACUUUUUGUACCCGGAGACGCCAUGAACUUGGGCAAGCUCGCCGGCCUGAAGGGCCUGGUUUCCCACUCCUCAGGAAAGCGUCGAUUUAAAGGUGACCUCACCCCAGACAUGAUCAGCCCCCCAUUGAGCGACUUCCGCCACACCAUGCAUGUGGGCCGUGGAGGGGAUGUGUUUGGGGACACCUCGUUCCUCAGCAACCAUGGUGGAGCAGGAAAUAACGUAGAUGGAGACUCUUGCACUUCAGAGAAGAAUGAGGGAUUCUUCUCCCGCACGCUUCGCCAUGUCCGCAAGACCCCCGACAGGCCCCGCGGCGACUCCAAGGACCUUUCACCCCCACCUCCAAUCAUUUCUCCAAUCAUAAAGAAUGCCAUUUCCCUCCCCCGGCUGGACGUGGACUCACCCAACGGCUGUCCUGUGAAAGUGCUUUUCCCUAGUUCACCCAAAACACCAGAGAACUCCACAUGCUUGUAUGGUUUGGAGUCUGGCUUUGUAACCUUGCCGAGACUGUGCCGCACUGAGCGUCCAGCCCAGGUCAGUUCUCCCUCAGCCUGCCUGCCUGAAAUCCACAGAGGCUCGCUCACAGACACGGGUAUCCCGUCCUUCCCCUGUUCAGACUCCAUCAGUCCUUCUGACUCAAUGAGCUCCUUCACUCUUGAUUUGGGCCCUUCCCUCAUGUCUGAAGUAUUUGCCAUGAUUGACAGCCCUGUGUGUGAGAAGGCUGAUCCCAUCAGUGAAAAAACACAGUCCACCGAUGAUAACUCUGAGGUGGACUCAGAUGCAACCACAUCUUUGGUGGACUCUCUCCUGAGAGAAGACGAUGACGGUAGGACACGGUUAUAUGGAGGAGAGUGGAAGCAUUCAGACUUUGUAAAUGGUGAGUCACCCAAAAAAUCCAUGCUGGGGGAUCGGAUGCGCUCCGUCUCCAUUGAGGAUCACGGCAUGAUGCCAGAGAGUUUCCUGAGGGCUUCUGAUGUGCUGGCACGUCAUUAUGGGAGUGGAGGACUCAGGAAUACAAACACCAACAACUCUUAUAGGAGAGGACCAUACAGCUAUCCUGAUGAAGAGGAAGAAAUCAAAGUCUAACACUAUGAGAUGCCUAAUGUCCAAAUCGUACAGCACUUUUAAAGGGAUACUUUAAAUGUCAAAAAUGAACAUUCUGUCAUAAUUAACUCAGCCUCAUGUUGUUCCAAACCGGUUUCUUUCUUCUGUGCUAUAAUAAAAAGAUUGGCACAAAAUGCCACUCUUUUCAUUAUAAUGUAAUUGAAUGAGGACUGGGCCUAUCAAGCUAAAUAAUCACAAUAAAAGCACCAUGAAAGUAUCAUAAAUGUAAUCCAUAUUUUUCUGAAACCAUUUUUUUUAGCAUACUAUGAGGAACAGACCAAAGUUCCCAAAAGUCAUUAAUAUUGACUUCCAAUAUUCUGUUCCUCUGGGCUGUGAACUGGAUCAUUGAGUCACUCGCGAACCAAAUCAGACUGGUUUUCUGUACUUGAUAAACUGAUUCAUUGAAAAGAUAGUUCAAUGUUGUUUGGUUCCCAACAUUCUUCAAAAUAUUUUGUUCUGCAGAAGAAAGAAAUGCUUGGAAGGUUUGGAAUGAGAUCAGGAUUUUUCUUUUUGGGUGGGGGGGUCCCUUUAAUAACAAUGAAAUAAUACAUUGUAAAUGUAACAGUAAUUAAAUUUGUUCUGUUCCUCACAGACAGCUAUGGUAUGACUUACAACCCACAAGUCCACAGGAUUACUUUCGUUAAACUUUUGGUGCUUUUUUUGUCAGUUUGGAGUUUACAGUUCUCAUUCAGACUCAUUAUAUGGAAAAGAGCACCAAGGAUAUUCACCUAAAAAUGUUUGUUCCACAAAGGAAGGUCAUACAAGUUCAUAAUGACAUUAUUUUUUGGAUGCACUAUUUCUUAAUUUUUUUGCA